Messenger RNA from Sipha flava (yellow sugarcane aphid), 4209 nucleotides. It is a transcript of the gene SWIP, whose product is annotated as WASH complex subunit 4. The transcript is spliced from 20 exons. NCBI's taxonomy places the organism in Eukaryota, Metazoa, Arthropoda, Insecta, Hemiptera, Aphididae. Gene Ontology annotation, biological process: endosome organization; endosomal transport. The record is from RefSeq and is a predicted model, not a curated record. The coding region runs from base 843 to 4175 and encodes 1110 amino acids. Gene Ontology annotation, cellular component: endosome; WASH complex.
UUGGUUUCGUUUUUGUUCAAUUUUAAUUAUCGUUCCGAUCCUGUUAUUGCGGGGAUUAUCGGGGGUCGUAACGGUUUAUAACAUGUCGGAUUUCCGUUGCUAAACAAAUGAUUGAUUUACCGCCGCCACUAGACGCCCAUUGUUAUCACGUAGACCUUAUGCAAAUUAUUAACCGAUCACGAUGGUACGGCGGGGUACAGUGGCACAGGCGAAAGAAGUAACGCAAGAACUAUGGCGAGGGGGUGACCGCCCUUCCGCCACUGAUUGGGCAUCGCCAGUGAUUCUGUGAGACACAGUCUGUCUUCGAAACUGUGUACUAGAUGUUUUUGAGUUUAACAAGUUUAUUCUAAGACCGUGGUUUAAAGUAUAAUGCUCCAAAAGCAGUUGUGCGUUGAAGGCGAGGUCUAGCGUGCACAAGAGAGAGAAAUAGAGUUAAGAAAGACCGGCUACAUUUGAGCGCGCAAGAUGAUUGAUUUCUUUUGUAAAAUGAGUGUUUGAUUUUUUUUUUUUUAAUUUUCAAGCAAUGUUAUUUUAAUCAAAAGCGAAUGCGAUUUCAAUAACAAAAAAUGUACCUAUUAUCGUAUUACAGUAUUUGUUAUCCAUAUCAUUGCCUCUUGCAGUGAUACGAUUCGAGAUUGAUAACAAAUAAUAAUUUCAUGAUCCUGUCUUGUGAUUCGUACUGCCAUUCCGGUAUUUCCAGCCCAUCGUCUUAGCCGAUUGAAGCCUUGUUCUGAAUUUGGAAUGAAAUAAUUAAUUACAUUUUUGUAUUUAUAUAAGUAUUACACUCGUUGUGUUAUUAUGUAUAAUAUAUAAUCAACCGAUUUGCAAUAUCGAUUCUUAAGAUGCAGAACAAUUCUGAAAAACACAACCUGGAAAAUCAUGAUGAAAGUAAUAAACUAGUGGAAUUAUUCAAGAAUGUGUUAAAUAUUCACGCAGAUCGGUUGGAAGAAAUACAUUUAUUAAAAGCCAAGUUAUUUUUUUAUAAGCUACCAGUUAACAUAGAGACGGAAGUUACAGAUGUUAAAAUUGAUGAAUUGUUGGACAUUGAUAAUAAUGUUUUGAGUACAAUACUGAAAAUAUUUUCAACUUUAAAUUCAGAAAUAUUGUUUUUUAAAAAUGAUGUUAAAGUCAAAUUAUUUAAUUCCAUACUUUAUUAUGAAGAAUCUGAAGAAGAUAAGACUACCGAAGGUUUAAUACAAGUUGAAAUGAGCAAAUUUUUACACAUUUUAUUGGAGCUGUCAAAUUUUGUUCGACAUUGUGAAUAUUUGCUAAGUGAAAUUCAUUGUCAAUUUUUCAAUAUUUAUGAAUUUCAGUUAAUAACUGCUGACAUACAUUUCCAAGGUAUAUUUGAACAUAUUGGUGAUUUACUUUUUAUUUUUGUUGAAUUGGAUAAAUUUAUUGUAUCACAACCUGUGCUACAACAACACUGGAUUCAAUAUCGAGGAUGUUUAAAUAAUAUAAAAGAGGAUCCAGCUAAAUAUGAUUGUAACAAUAAUGACAUUGUUCAUUUAGAACAUAUUUGCAAUGAUAUUGAAUCCACUUUAUUAUCUGGAAAAAUUUUUGAAAGAGUAUUGUCAUCAGAUUUUAUUGGAAAGAAAAAUAUUCAGGCAUGUGAUAAUUUUGUAAAUGAGUUUAAACUUUAUUUAAAUAAUUCUGUACUACUAAUGGGACAACAUUCUUACCAAAAGUGUAAUGAUCCACUUCAAAUGUGGUCACGUGUUUGCUCAACUACUGUAUUUUAUACUUAUAUAUUUGGUGUUUUUGACAAGAAAUUGCUUAAGCAGUUUAUGGAUUUAUUAGAAAAAACGAAUCAUAUUCCAUUGGGCGGUAAUAUAAUGUGGGAUCCAGAAACAUUUGUUUUACAUUAUAUAGGGCAUUUACUCAAGCCUAACUGUGAUAAGACAAAACAAGAAAAUUUGAAAAAAUGUGCCUUGGAAUUAACAGAUAUGACGAAAAAUUUUUCAAAAAUUAUAUCUAAUCAUGUAAAAGAGGUACUUGUUUGGUUUUUAAAAACUAUGGAUGUAAAAUAUGUUGAUCGUCUUGCCUUAAAUGCAGAUUAUGUGCAGGACAUUUGCAACUUUUUGAAUGAGGGUAUUCGACUGAGUGCAUCUAUUAAAAAUACAUUGGUGACUUUUACAAACUUGCAUAGUACACUUGGUAAACCAAUAAUCAAAUCCAAUGUUGCUUCAAUCUGUAAAUUACUGCAAAUGAUGAAAGAUAUUAAUUAUGUUUAUCAAAGAGAUCAUAUUAAAAUGAAUAAACUAAUAACAGAUAUAAUUCAAUAUUAUGAAUUUUUAUGUCUAACUAUCAUUAAUGAAGCUAAAAUUUCUUGUGCGGACAAUAGAAACUUUAACACUAAAAACGUGGAUCGAUUGUCAUCUUUAGAAGUAGCUGAAAAACUAUUUCAUGGGGCUAAUGUAAAACAUCGAUUAUUAUUAAUAAAAUUAGCUUUGAAUACAGCAAAUGGCUUGGAAGCAUUUCAGAAGGCACAACUUCUUAAUUUAACAGAACAUUUGAAGAAUAUAGAUCUUCUUCAACUACUACAGGAUAAAAUAAAAAACAUUUCAGAAAUGAGUGUUAUGUACUGGCAUCGUGCUAUAUUUUCUUUAUAUUUUCAAAGUAUCAACAAACAACACAAAAAUUUUAAUAGUUUAUGUACAACAUUUGAUUCUCUAAAUGAUAUUUUAGUAGUGUCAAAUUUUAGCGAUCAAGUUACGAAACAACAGGUAUAUAAAUCAUUUGUUGAUGAAAUGCGUGAUUAUUUAAAUUGUCAGAUUUUACAACCUAUGAACCCAACUAUUGAAAAUGAAUUGCGACUUCAAGUCAUGACUAAUAUUCAUUCUGAAAGGAUAUUUCUCAAUCAACCAAUCGAUGAGAACAUCAGUACAAUAACUCUUCAACCUUUGCAAUUUUUGAAUAGUAUUAUAAAUACUAAAAAUAGAGCAGAAAAUUACCUGAGUGAAACAUUUUAUGAUUUAACCUCUGUUGCACUUCAUGAUUGGCAUAAUAAUGGUGUUAUGAGAACUUUAGCUAAGUAUAAAUAUAAUUUGGAAACCAUUGAUGAUAAAUUACCAAAUCACACUCUAGAUCAAGGAAUAGAUGUACUUGAAAUAAUGAGAAAUUUAAAUGUGUUUGUAACUAAAUAUUCAUACAGUUUAUGUCAUCAAAUAUUUAUUGAAAAUGAAAGUAAUAGUAAAUAUUUGAAUACAAUAAAUAUCCAGCAUAUUAGCAAUUCAAUUCGAAUACAUGGAACUGGAAUAAUGAGUACUACAGUAAAUAUAACAUAUCAACUUCUUUGUGGAAAAUUAUACUCGUUAUCAAAAUAUUUGUAUGACGAACGCGUGAAAUCAAAACUUAAAAAAGAAAUCAACUUUUUUAAUGAAAUUCAAAAAACUAAUAAUAUGAAGUACCCAUUAGAACGUGCAGAAAAAUGUUACUCAAGUUUAAGGAAGCUGAGCUUGGAUACUAAUCAAAAUUAUGUUGAUCAAUUUAGAAUACUAGUUACUCAUAUAGGUAAUGCUCUUGGUUAUGUGAGGAUGGUUAAAUCUGGUGGAUUAAAUUUCUGUGCCAUGGCAAGUGCUUUCAUACCAGAUUUGAAAAAUACUGUUAAUUUUGAAGAACUUUGUAGAAAUUCAGGAUUUUUCCAACAUUGUAUAGAUUCUGCACGUCAACUUGAUAAUGUUGUGCAAAGUCUUCGUCAAAAUAUGUCAGAGGGUACAAAUUAUUUCAAGUUGUUAAUUGAUGUUUUUGUCCAAGCCAUGAGUAGUGAAAAUAAUUCACAUGUGCAUAACUUUUACAUACUUAUUCCUGCACUGACGUUAAAUUAUAUUGAACAUUCAAUAAAUUCAAAAGAAAAAAUAUUUAAAAAAAAUAAAGGAGGAAUGUUUACAGAUGACGGAUUCGCCGUAGGUAUUGCUUAUUUAUUGCGUAUAUUCGACUCAAAGAAUAAGUUUGACUCAUUAAAGUGGUUCCAGUCUGUAUCUGAAAAUUAUGAGCAAAAAUUAAAUUCACUUAAAGACCAAGAAAUGAUAGCAUUGAAACAUGAUGCAAAGCUACAACAACCUCUAAGUUUGUCUUACUCAAGACUUGAAGUUUAUCAUAAAGAAUUCAUGCUAUUAUAUUACAACAUAAAUAGCACACGAAUAUUUUUCCAAUCAAAAAUAUCAACUAAUUGAGAAAAUAUGUAAUUUAUACUUCAAAAUGGUAUGU